ACCAUUUGAAGACCAUUUCAAUGAUAUUGACAGCAUUUUAGCCAUUGAGAGGAUAUGUUAAAAUUGAUACGACAAUCGCCGAAUGGCCUCAAAUUGGUGGCCAAACUUGUCGUUUGUGGACAAAACUCGGCGAUUAGUACAACAGCCGUAAGUGGUCGCCGACAGACAUUUAGUCGACAACCAUAUCGGGUGUUGACCGAUGCAGGAAAAGACUACUUCCAGGAGACUGACUAUAAAGAACCGGUUAGUUCGGCUAAACUUGAAUACCGACCGAAAGGACAGAUUGAUCGCAACGAAAGACGAGAGUAUAAUAAAUACUUUGACGAAGGAUUCACUGAUGACUUCUUGAAAGAUAAUGACAACGAUUUUCAAGACGACUACAAUCAACGCAACCGACGAAAAGUUGGUAACAAUUUCAAGAAUAAUACUCAUCAAAGAUAUGCGACAAAUAAUAAUACAUUUGGUGAUGAAGAAGAAAACAACUUUGAAGACUAUAAUCAACGCAAUCGAUGGAAAAAUGGUAAUAAUUUGAAGAAUAAUUUUCAGAAAAGAUAUGAAACAAAUAAAAAUAAUUUUAUGAACGAAGAAGAAGACAACUUUCAAAACUACAAUCAACGCAAUCGAUGGAAAAAUGAAGAAAACAACUUUGAAGACUACAAUCAACGCAAUCGAUGGAAAAACGGCAAUAAUUUGAAGAAUAACCCCCAACGAAGAUAUGAGACAAAUAAAAAUAAAUUUAUGGACGAAGAAGAAUACGACUUUGAAGACAGAGAUCAAGAAAACUAUCAAAAACCGAAACAACAGAAGAAACAGCAAAACAGAGAAAAAACAAAAUACAAUGAAGUUUUGAAACCAAAGAUUUCGGGAAUUCCUGUUUACGAAAAAUUAGGCGACAAUAACACAGAAUUUGUAAAAAUUAUGACUAAAACUAAGUCAAGAAAGCAACGCGAAAAGGAGGAUCUAAUGAUAUUGGAAGGCAAACGAUUGAUAAGCGAUGCCAUCGAAGCCGGCGUCCAAUUAAAAGCCAUAUAUUUUUCGAAAGAAGAAAAUCUGAUCGGAAUUCCAGAAUUGGAUCGUUUAGUUGCCGGUGGUAUGAAACUGAAGAAAGUUUUCUACAAAGAUAUUCAAUUGUUUAGUAAUAUGUCCUCAAGUCCUGGUCUGGUGGCAGUCACUCAAAGACCAGAUCAAAGACAAAUAUUGACUAAUUUGGAAUUUAGUGGCGAAAGAAUGCCAUUGAUUAUCAUUGGUGACAAUAUCCGAGACCCGGGAAACUUAGGAACAAUGAUCAGAUGUGCCACUGCUGUCGGCGCUAUGAAGUUAGUGCUAACUAAAGGCUGUGUCGAUGCCUUCGAGUCUAAAGUGUUGCGAUCAGCUGCCGGCGCGCACUUCCGCUUAUCCAUUGCUAACGAUGUUGAGUGGCCAUUGAUUUUCAAUCAUUUGCCAAUUGAUAAACCAUUUGAUCUCUAUGUUGCUGAGUCUAACGAAAAUUUCGCUCAAAAUAGCGAUGAAUACAAUGUUAAAGGAGAUCAACGAAAGCUCUUAGAGAAUAUACCGGUGCAUACGAUAAAUACCAUCAGAAAAGAGGUCGAUAUUGAAACUAAAGAGACAUUUUUAUACGACGAAUCAUUUGACAAUUCAAAUGAAAGUCUAUUCAAAUAUCGAAACCUAACCAUCUCUUCCACCAAUUAUUGCGACACAAAGUUUUAUACGUUAGGCAUCGAUAGGCCCACAGUUUUGGUUAUUGGUGGCGAAACACACGGCUUAAGUGAUCAGUCAUACAAAUUGGCCUAUGAUUUCAUUGGACGCAAAAUACGAAUACCGUUGACGGCGGGUGUGGACAGUUUGAACAGUGCAGUGGCCGCCGCUGUCAUUAUGUAUGAAAUGAAACGACAAUUUCAUUGUCAACUCAAAUGUUUGGCAUCAGAUAAAUGUGUCCAACAAAAUAACAUUUAA
Molecule: messenger RNA, 1953 nt
Organism: Oppia nitens
Lineage: Eukaryota; Metazoa; Arthropoda; Arachnida; Sarcoptiformes; Oppiidae
Product: rRNA methyltransferase 3, mitochondrial-like
Exons: 3
Coding region: 55-1953 (632 amino acids)
Biological process (GO): RNA processing
Molecular function (GO): RNA binding; RNA methyltransferase activity
Source: RefSeq, a predicted model, not a curated record